AUUUUUAAAUUAUUUUUCGUUGUUGUUGUUGCUGUGGCCAUCGUUUAUUUUUCUCAUAUGUUAUUUUUUUAUUUUUUUUAUUUUGUUUGACAAAGUCCAGAAUACGAGUACAGACAUGUACAUAAGUACUUACAUAUGCUUUUUUGUGACAAAUCAUUGUUCAUCAAGUGCAAAAUAAUAAACAAAAUAAAAAGUAUGAAGCGAACGGAAAUUUUAAAUUCUAAACUAUGUACAUUAUAGAGCAAUAAAUUGCUAGAGAUAAAAAAACCGAAAACAGUAGUAUUUAGUUACCAAUUUGGAAUUUUAUAAACUUAUCGGUUGAAAUUAAAAGUGAUAGCCCAAAUCUUAUAAAGUAAAAUCUAAAAAAAAAAAUUUUUCUUUAUUAAAAUUUUGAUUUAAUAAAUAAUAAAAUAUGAUUUUGAGAUGAAAUAAUUUUUAAAUCUUACAAUAUGAGUGCAAAUUAAAUAUUUAAGACUACCAUAACUGUAAACACAUUGUGAAUUAUUUUGAAUUGAAUAUGAUGGCUAUUGCGCAAUGGCAAAAAAUGCGCAUAACAUAAAACUUGUCAUUCUAUCCGUAAUUUUUAUGAUAAAAAUGUCCUUUAUUAUUAGGGAUCAGCUAAACUAAAUUUGUGUCAAGUGAGAAAAAAUAAUAAUAAAAAGACAAAUAGGAUAAAUAAAAUACAAGAAUAACAAAGUAAAAAAUAAAAUAGUGUAUGUUAAUAAUAGUAGUAUAUGCAAGAAUGUACAUACAAACAAGUGUUUAGAAAUCUGGGAAUUCAUUCUCACGUGGAUAAAUAUGAAAUAUGAAAUAAAAAACCUAUAAAAAUUAGAUUUUUCUGUAACUAUACACAAACAAACGUACAUACAGAUUUAUAAAAGAAUAAAUCAAAACAAUAAGAAGAAAGUUGUUUUCCAUUCCAUAAAAUUAAAAAUGCGGUCACAAUAAAUAUGAUUUUAGACGUGAAAUUGUGAAGUGUUAUUACCAUUUUUGCAAAAACAAAUAAACAAAAUGAAAAAAUAAAUACAAAAAAUACGAGUACAGAUUAUAAAUAGUAUAGAAAUGGCAUAUUUCUUGUGUACCAAAAAAAAGCACCAUUUUACACUAAAAUAAAAACAAUAUUUGUACACAUACAACAAAACUAAAAAAGAACUCGGCACAAGAUGUAAAAUAAAAAAAAAAUGUGAAUUCAAUUAUUAGUGUCAAUUAUAUUUGAUUUAUAUGCCAAUUUCUAUAUAAAGAUAUAAAACUAGAUCAAGUGGGUAAUUCGAGAGCAUAUUAUGUGUCUAUGCUCCUAAAAGAAUUAAAAAAUCAAAACAUCUAUAACCGCAUGCAAUAAGAACAAAAGGAAAAGUAUAAUAAGAGUAGAACAAAGUUACGAGAAAAUAAAAAAAAAAGUAAAAAUUCAAAACACAUUAAGAAAGGGACUGUCAUAACAAGGACUAAAUUGAAAUGUAUGUGAUUUAUAAAAAGAACACCAAAAAUUAAUCAAAAAAAUAAAAAUUUUGUACUUUGUUUUUAUUUUUCAUAAUUUCCUAAUAAAAAAAUAUCUUUGUAAAUUUGUGAUUGCUGUCAAAUGAUGUCAAUAGAAAACCAUAUUUUAAUUUGAUUUGAAAUUGAAUCAAUAUCGUAUUAUAAUAAAUAAUUAUUUUUAAAAAAUGUCGACUAAACAUUAAAAUGAUUUGGAGAAGCAAGGUAGUGCAACAACAAAAAUAUGUGACUAAAUACAAUAAAAGUGCAAAUUUACAUACUUUAUAGCUAAGAACUGGGUGCAUCCUUGAUUUAUUUUCUAUUAUUUAUACACACUUCUGAAUAUACAUAUACACACAUAAAUAAUUUCACAUUAUAUCGGAAUCCUUACAGAAUGUUGAUUUUUUUUCAGCUUCCAGAAGAUUAAUUGAUUCAAGUUAUAUUUCAAUAAUUCUAAUGACGUGACAUUGUUAUACAAAAACGAAAAAUUUUGCAAAUUUACCAAAAUGGGAAAUUCAUUAACACAUCAUCAUCAUCAUCAUAAUCAGAAUAAUGGUGAAAAAUAUCAAACUGAUAAAGAUGGAUCCACGCAGCAUGAUGAUUUAUCACAGACAACAACAACUAAUGAUAGUAAAACUAUUGUACGCCGUAGUAGUCGUGUUAAAGAAAGAGUAUUGAAACAUUUUUCCAAGAGGUCUUCAAAAGAUAAUAUAUCAAUAGCGACACAACAGCAACAACAUUAUAAAAAUGACAAAAAAUAUGAAUUUAAUGAUAUUAUUACACCAGCAAUAUCUAAAUCAAUUAAUGAAGCUACAACAAUGACCGUUACUACAACAAUUCCAACAAAAACAGCAGGAAUUUUGGAAACUAUACCAACUGCAAUAGAUAAUAAAAGAAUAUUAAAGCAUCGUUUAAGUGAUGAAUCAGAAAUUGAUGAAGAUAAUAUUAAUAUAAAUCUUUCCGAUACGGAUGUGUCAUUAAAUGCUAGAUCACCAUCGGCUGACAUUGACUGGAGUUCACUUGAAUUUUCGAAAAUGCCUAAAACAAACGACAGCUCUGACACAUUAGGUAGUAUUGCAGCAGUUAAUGAACCAAUUUUAAAAUCAGAUGACAUAAAAUCAAAUAGUAGGGAUAUGACUAGCAUCAAAAACCCAAAAGAACAUUUGAUUUUGAAAACAAAACAAUGUUGUGCAACAAAAUCUGUUAAUGCAACAAAAAUGCUAUCUCAAAUCAAUGACAUAAUGUUUAAAAAAAAUUCUUCUCUGUCAGAAGCAAAAGAGUACAAAAACUCAACACCAACACCAUCGUCAAUAAGUUUUACAUCAAGUGAAGGGAAUGAAUACGAAAAUAAGAUGUAUGGCGAAACCGGCAAUAAUGGUAAUGAUCUUUUUGAUAGCAUAAUGGCCGAAAUAAACAGCAAGCAACAACAAAAAAGAGAUUUUGUUGGUGAAAAACAAAAUCAUGAGAAUAUUAUGUUUGCUGAAAUAAAAAUUUCAAAAAUAAAAGAGAAUGAAAAUAAAGUAAUUUCACCAACAAACAUCACAAUGCCAUCAACUUACACACCAAUAUUAACAACCGAUUACUUAACAGAUUUAAAUGGUAAUAAUAACAUGAUUGUAAACAAUGUUAUUGUAGCAGAGAGUCAACAAGACCAUAUGUUUAAAAAUAUCACAUCUACCGUGCCAAUUAAUGUUGACGAAGUUGAAAACGAAAUAAAAGAGAAUAAUAGUAGUAGUAAGCUUACUAACACAAACAACAAAUAUUCUGCUGAAAAUGUUGAUAUACAUUCUCAAACUACAUCUAUUACAGGAACGGCUAGUGACAUUUUACGAUCGGUUGAUGGUGGUUCUGUUUUGUGUGGAAAUAAUAAUUUUUUGUAUGCUGAAAAAAGUGAAAUCGAAUUAGAAGAAAAGAAUAAAUUAAAUUUAAAAGUUUCAAAAAGUUUAGAAGAUGUUAAAUUAUUAUAUAAAACUAUUGAAAAAAAUUUAAUUAACUCAAAUACUAGUGAAAAACUCUUAAUAAUACAAACAGAUUCAUGGAAAACAGCUAAAUUAUUAGAAACCAUUGCAGCACAACAGCGAUUUUCUUUCACAGAAGAUCAAAUUGAUAGUUGCCGUAUUAUUAGAUUGAGAGAAUCAUCAACAGAAUCCGAAUCAAUAUUUACUGACCCGAUAACAUCUCCAAGUUGUGCAACUGAUAAUGAAACAACGUUUAGAUCAAUUGAAAAUGGAAGUGAUUCACUAAAUGAUUUUUCACAAUUUUCAAAAAGGAAUAGCACAAGUACACCGUAUUGGAAACGUCAAAAAUAUAUAAGAACCUUAUCAGUAUUAGAAAAACUUUCACGUUCUGAAAUUGUGUACCUGAGUAUAGAUAGCAGUAAUUCGAAAAGUAAUAGUGAAUCACCAGAAGACGAUUUACAAAUGGCUAUACAUUUACGUAAUAAAUUAGCUCAAAUGUUGAGUAAUGAAGAUCAAAAAACAAGAGUUGAUGCAACAACAUCGCCAGGAAUCUUUAAUGUUGCUAGAGCUAAAAAAGUUGAAUUACAAAAUCUUUCAUCAAGAUUAGCGGAUAAUAAUUUAGCUGGAAUUUCUCCUAAAAUUUUACAUGACGUACAAGGUACUUCAUCGCAAUCUUAUGCCGAACAUGACACAGAAACAAGUCAAACUUUAUCGCCUUCCUGUUUUGGAUCUUUUAGUGACAGUAAUGUUUUAAAAAAGGUAGCUUCCUUUAUAACUGCAGAUAAAUCUGGUAAUAGCGAUGUUGCACCAAGAAGAUCGUCACUGAUUCCAGAGAAACUAGAUUUUACAAUAUACGAAAAAUUUGAAGGUCAAAUGCUAGUUAAAUGGAUAACAAAUUCUUUAAUUUCAACGGGGUGUAAUUUAAGUGAACAAACUUUAAAUAUUUUAACUCAACAAUAUUGUGCUAAUCUAUUAUCAAUUGGAGUGAUUAAACCAAUUUGUGAAAAGACUGAUAAAAAUGACACAUUUUAUCCAUAUCAAAUGUAUCAAUGGACUCAUAGAGAAACUAUACCAGCAUCAAACCCUGUUACACCAGGACGAUUAGAUGCAGAAAUAAUAUGGCCUCACUCAACAACACCAACGUCAUCAUUAAAAAUCAAUCCAAGAUCUGUUCAAGUAGAUAUAUCAGGAACUAGUGAUAUUACACAACUGAAUAAUUACAAUAACAAUGGAAAUUGUAAUAACAAUAACAAUAUUGAUAAUAGUAAUAAUAAUUUAAAUAAUAAUAAUAAUAAUUGUAAUAACAAUGGUAACGUUAAUAAUAAUCAAAGCAAUCUUAAUAACAAUAAUAUUAUUUCAAAAGAUAUUAGAAUUUUAUCAAAUGGUCCCAAUAACGCCAAUAAUGUUAGUACAAAUUUAAAUAAUUUUGAUAAUAAAAUAAUAGUAUGUGGUGACCGAAAGGUUUUUGAAUUAAAAAAGUCUCUAUUAAAUUGUAAUACGUUGAGUGAAGUAUACGAAGUUGUUGAAACAUUAUUACCAGACCGAAAACCAUCAAGCAGUAUUAUUGUUAGCUAUCAAUCACCAACUAAAUCACCAUCAGCGUUAUUAAAUGAAAGUGAAGUAACAAUAUAUGACGCGAAAAAUUUAAAUGAUACCGAUAGUCCAAAAACUGAUGAAGAAAAACCUAGUACGUGUAUCAAUUCAUCAACAAAAGAAAAUUUACUUGAAACCACUGUAGAUAAUAAUGUACUAUUGUGUUGUAAAUGUGGUGAAAACAUAACGGAAAUAACUACAGAAUCAGAAGAAUUGAAAGAUAAUGCAAUACAAGUUAUUAAUAGUGUACCGCUUAAAAUUGAUCAAAUUCUACAAACAAGUUUCGAAGAGCAUUUUACACCGGUAAGACAACCAAUUGCAAAUAAAGAAAUUAAUGAGGAGGAAUUAAUUGAUUCCACACCAAAUAAUAUUGAGGUGUUUGAAGCGAUAAAUGAUGAUCUUAAAACUUCAACACCAACUGAAGAGGAAAUUAAUACUGCAGAACCGGAGCCAAAAAUUUCUCCAGUUAAAUGUACAUUACCCCCGCCACCACCACCACCAGUACCACCACCAGCACCACCAUUACCACCACUAUCACUUCCAUUGCCUAAAAUACCACCGCCACCACCACCAGCAUUACCUAAUUUUAAUAAUCAGCGUUCAACAGCAAGUUCAUCAUCAGCUAACCAUAAUUUACCGAAUGCAUCUGUUGCUUUUAGAUCUCCACAAAAUUUACAAAAAUCUAUUUCAACUGGCUCAUCAACUUCUCCACCGUCACCGGCACCAUUUCCCAUGCCACCGACAAGUGGAACUUGGUUUCAAGCGAAUAAUACACUUCGCAAAAAUGCUGUAAAUCCACCGAAGCCCAUGAAGCCAUUGUAUUGGACAAGAAUUGUUACAUCAAAACCAUUUCUUGGUCAAUCUUCAGAAGAGAAAACUGAUUCUUCGCCCGAGGAAGAAAUAAAAGAAGAAAAGCCUAAAGAAUUAUGGCAAGAAAUUGAUGAGACUAGUUUAGAUAAUUUUGUAAUUGACGAAUUCACCGAUUUAUUUUCACGUCAAGCAGUUGUACCACAGAAUAAACCAACACGCGUUAAAUCAAAUUUAGCUAAAACAAUAAAAAUAUUAGAUAGUAAAAGAUCGCAAAGUGUUGGAAUAUUCUACAGAAGCUUACAUUUUGAUUUAGAAGAAAUUGAACAUGCAAUAUAUCAUUGUGAUACAUCAGUUGUUAGCUUAGAAAUACUUCAUCAUAUAAGGGAUAUUAAAGCGACUCCUGAAGAAUUGGCAAUGAUUAAAGAAGCUGCUAACGGUGAUACACCGCUUGAUGCCCCUGAGCAGUUUUUAUUAAGGAUUUCUCAAAUAUCAUCAUCAGCGGAAAGAAUCUCAUGUCUUGUUUUUCAAGCUGAAUUUGAUGAAGGUUCAACAUUAGUUUCUCGAAAAUUAGAAGUUGUAAAACGACUUUCAGAAUUUUUAACUGAUAGUGAUGAUUUAAAAUUACUUUUUUCAAUAAUUUUAACACUUGGCAAUUAUAUGAAUGGUGGUAACAGAGCCCGUGGUCAAGCUGAUGGAUUUGGUUUAGAAAUACUAGGAAAAUUAAAAGAUGUCAAAUCAAAAGAUUCUAAAAUCACAUUACUUCAUUUUAUUGUUAAAACUUAUAUCGGAAGAAAACGUAAAAGUGGUACACCUUUGAUUGAAAUUGGAUUACCAAUACCGGAACCAAGUGAUGUUGAAAGAGCUGCUGCAGUUGAUUUUGAUGAAAUAAAAUUGCAGAUAAUGGAUCUUCAGAAAAAAUUAAGAAUAUGCCAGAACACAACAGAAAAAGUGAUUGCCUCUUCAAACGAAGAAAAUAUUCAACCUUUCAAAAAGAAAAUGGAAGAUUUUAUUGAGAUAGGUGAUAAAAAAAUUGAAAAGCAAUUAAGCAAAUUGGAGGAAAGCAGAGAAAGUUUCGUGAAAACGAUGACAUUUUAUCAUUUUAUACCGAAAUCGGGAGAAUUGCAACAAUGUACACCAGCUCAAUUCUUUGAAUAUUGGACCAAUUUUUCGAAUGAUUUCAAGGAUAUUUGGAAAAAAGAAAUUACAAUGCUAACGAAUGAAUUAAUAAAAAAAGUGAAAUCACAGCAAAAGGUUCAAAAUACCCAGAGCGCAACAAAUUCUUCGAGACCUAAAUUAAAACCAGGCGGCCUUAAGGAUAGACUACAAAGGAUGGCUAAAAAAUGAAAACAUUUAUGUAGAAUAUUUCUUUUAAUUUUCUUUUUUAUUUUUUUAUUGUAAUUUUUAGUGUCUUUUUUUUAAUGUUAUAUUUAUAUAAGUAUAUAAAUUUCCUAUAUAAAAAUAAAAAAUAUAUACAGGCAUUCAAUCAAACAUAAUUAUGUAAUAUUUGUAUUUCGUUUUCGAAAAAAAAAACAAUUCCUAUACAAUUUUGUUCCCUUUUUUGCAUUAAUUUAGAUGUAAUUAUAAGAUAUUAUAGAAUUUGUAGCUAUUUAAUAAUAAUUAUUUUUGUAAUAAAUAUAUAUACAUAUAUAUAUGAUGGUAUAUACACAUACAUAUGUAUAUAUAUUUGGAUAUUUAGAAUAUAUUCUUAUUAAUAAACUCUUAUGUGUCCUAAGAUGUUGUAGAUAUAUAGCCUCUCGAAUAAGAACACCAUAAUUUAUUAUUUAAAUAUUUAUACCAGUAAAAAUCUUUAAUUUUGGUUUUUCUUUUUUAUAUUGUCAAAAUUAAUAAAAAUUAAUUAAUGAAAUUUUUUUUUAAAUUAUUAAUUUUCAAAAGUUAAG
Condylostylus longicornis is the source of this 7729-nucleotide messenger RNA. RefSeq names its product protein cappuccino (gene capu). Gene Ontology annotation, biological process: cortical actin cytoskeleton organization; actin nucleation; actin filament network formation. Gene Ontology annotation, molecular function: microtubule binding; actin filament binding. NCBI's taxonomy places the organism in Eukaryota, Metazoa, Arthropoda, Insecta, Diptera, Dolichopodidae. Bases 1977 to 7175 code for a protein of 1732 amino acids. Gene Ontology annotation, cellular component: actin filament; cytoskeleton; cytoplasm. The transcript is spliced from 11 exons. The record is from RefSeq and is a predicted model, not a curated record.